This is a messenger RNA of Trichomonas vaginalis G3, 498 nucleotides long. RefSeq lists its product as uncharacterized. NCBI's taxonomy places the organism in Eukaryota, Parabasalia, Trichomonadida, Trichomonadidae. The transcript has a single exon. The record is from RefSeq and is a predicted model, not a curated record. Bases 1 to 498 code for a protein of 165 amino acids.
AUGGGUUGCAGAUUGAAUGAUUUCUUCAAAAAGAAGUCUAUUAUUAAACGCGUAUUAUGUGUCAUUGCCUUCUUGGCAACUGUUGCUGGUCUUGCAGGCCUCACAGUUUGGUACAUCAGAUGGGCAAAGAACCUAAACCAAGUUAGCAAAGACUGGAGAACCAAGACAUACACAGAACUUUUCAAUAUUGUUGCCUCUUGCUGUUUCUUCUGCAUGGCUGGCUGUGCUGCGUGGGUUGUUUGGUUCAUUUUCUGGAAUUUUGAAUGCUGCAAAUGUCUUGGAAUUAUUUUCUUCUGGGCAGCAAUGGGUAUUUGCUUAGCAGUUCUCGGAUUUGCCAUUUCUCUAGCAAUUAAGGUCAAAGGAAAGUAUUAUUGCACAAAUGCAGUUAUUUGGGGUGAUGAUAAUAUCAAUUGCAGAGGCUCAUUUGUUCCAAAUGUUGCAUUGCUCUCUACUUUAGGUUUCGGUCUCAUCUUAGAUCUUAUUAUGAAAUGCGAUUAA